Pectinophora gossypiella (pink bollworm) is the source of this 1560-nucleotide messenger RNA. RefSeq lists its product as uncharacterized. Bases 474 to 1517 code for a protein of 347 amino acids. Lineage: Eukaryota; Metazoa; Arthropoda; Insecta; Lepidoptera; Gelechiidae. The record is from RefSeq and is a predicted model, not a curated record. The transcript is spliced from 9 exons.
GAGCGCCCUAGAUCACCUGUCAGCCACUCAUGCGCGCGGUAUGCCGGUCGUCCCGUUACGCGCUUGCGCAGUUCACUCCGCCGCGUGUCUCGCCGCACGCGCACCGCUCUACUUUGCGCGUUUGCGCACGGUUUUCGCGCUGUUUUCGUAUACGAAUACGUUAUGUAACUUGCUUGUUUGUGUGGUUAUUAAGUCGUAAAUUUGGUUGGCUAUUUAGUAAUAGUUUUUACAACGGGAAUAUUGCUUUGGAAAUUUUCUCGAGAUCGUUACAUUACUAGUAUCCCCUAUCUAAAAUGAUCUCGAACGACAUUCACUACAUGGCCGGCCAAAUCGAGCGGUAGAUUGCUAUGUAAAGUGUAUUGUAAUGGUCGAUAGAAAGUGUGCGUUGUAAAAGUGGGAAGUGAAUAGACGGAGUGUUUGACAAUGUGAUACGAAAAUACAUUUGCGUGUUUUUGAAUACAUAACACUGCAAGAUGUACCACCAUUGGCUGUUGGCGGCAAUGUUGGCAGUUCUGGCGCUGCAGACGCGGGGUGAGGGGGGCAUCAGACUCCCUGACCAGCCCCCCAGAGAGGAGACUGAGGGAAGGUCCCUUAACUUCGAAAGCGAUGACCGAGGACGAUCGCCGGAAGCCCAAGGUCGUGGCCUUUUGGACUGGCUGGGGCUGGGUGAGGACCAAGACCCUUACAUCCAGCAAGCCACACAGCAGUGCAUCAAUGGAGAUCUCGCUGACUGCUUCAAGGCUCAAGCGCUGAGGUCCUUCGACGACUUCUUCGACAAACAGUCUUACCAGUUAUCAGAGAACGCGGUGCUGAAGCGUGUGGAGUCUCAAGCUCGUGCGCUGGCCAGGGAGCCCCCGGAGUUGAGCUCGCAGCCUCGCAGCGAAGACUCAGACUGGGACGCGCUCGUCAAGUACGGAAUGAGGAAGAUUGAGAGGUUUCUAAGGUCAACGGCUUUGGAGUUCCAACUGGAUGAUGAGGUGACUGCCCGGGGGGUGAUCGCACCUCGGUUCUUAGAUGAGAUAGCUGACGAGGUCGACAUCAUCGAGGACAAGAAGGCACCUCCUUUCCGUCGUCACAAGCUGAAGAAGCUGAUCAUCCCCAUGCUGCUUAUCCUAAAGCUAUUCAAGCUGAAGCUACUUCUAUUCCUGCCUCUCGUGUUGGGUCUGGCUAGCUUCAAGAAGUUCCUUGGAUUCAUGGCUCUUAUUGUACCUGGUGUGAUCGGCUACUUCAAGUUCUGCAAGCCGAACUCCUCUCCAUUCUCCACCAACCACUACUCCGGACCUCAGUACUCUCCAGCUGGCAUCGGCAUAUUGGGAUCUGGUCAGGGACCUUACCGGGACCAUUCCCCUGUCCACUCACCAGCGUAUGGUGGACAUUAUGAUAGCUAUCCUCACAAGUAUGGAGCAAGCGGCGUAGCGUUCAGAGACCACGAACAUAAUGCCCAGGACAUAGCGUACCAGGGCUGGGAGUACAGGAAUAAGAAGAACGGUGAAGAAAUCAAGGCGGAGGAGCCUUAAGACUGAUAUUUACUUUGUAGUACUUAACACCUUACCCACCCAG